Gossypium arboreum is the source of this 1974-nucleotide messenger RNA. Its product is annotated as DELLA protein RGL1-like. The transcript has a single exon. Gene Ontology annotation, cellular component: nucleus. Bases 11 to 1825 code for a protein of 604 amino acids. Gene Ontology annotation, molecular function: DNA-binding transcription factor activity; sequence-specific DNA binding. Gene Ontology annotation, biological process: regulation of DNA-templated transcription. The record is from RefSeq and is a predicted model, not a curated record. NCBI's taxonomy places the organism in Eukaryota, Viridiplantae, Streptophyta, Magnoliopsida, Malvales, Malvaceae.
GUAAAAUUUGAUGCAAAGUUUCAAAAGUUCUAAAAUGGAUAAUGGAUUAUUCCCUUUCAGUAGUCCAUUCGACUUCAAUGGAAUCCAAGGAAAUUACAACCUUCCUGAUUUCGAGAAAGAUGGUACUGUAAUAAAAGGAAAACAUGACCCUCUGUUUGGAUUCCAAGAAAUUGGAGAUGAUCCAGACAAUGAUCCUGUUUUUCCUAAUCAUGGUCUUUAUCCAAACGUAACAAAGAUGUCUGAAAAUCAAGAACAACAACAGGGACGAGCAGCAACCAAGUCAGCUUUUUCCGAUGAAUACAGUUUCAGCUCUGUUUUCUCGGGAAACAUGGUGUUCCAAGAAUUUUCUAGGCCGGAAAACAUGAAACCCAUUAAGGACAGCAAUAUGCAGUCUUCGUGUCGGUCGUCGUCUCUGGAACUGCUAACCAAUUACGGAAAUGGUUUCAAGAAAUUGAGAUUCAGCAAAUAUGUUGGGAGUGACGGCAGGGAUGGAACGGAUGAACGUGGUGGCAGCCAGAAGAAACUUUCAGCGGAGGAGAUCAUGAGGGUGACCGGAGCGAGGUACAUACAGCUUUCGGACAUGAGGUACGAUGAUUUCUCCAUGAUUAUGCAUCCGUUCGGUCAUGCUCUUUCGGGUUUGUCCGAUGACGAGAAGAAAGACGUCGAGCUCGUGCACUUACUCCUAACCGCAGCGGAGAAAGUUGGUUACGAACAAUUCGAACGUGCUAGCCGGUUGCUUUCGCGUUGCGAAUGGAUUGCGUCGGAACGAGCCAGUCCGGUCCAACGGAUCGUAUAUUAUUUUGCCGAAGGUCUUCGAGAAAGGAUUGAUACAGGAAUGGGGAGGAUCAUAGCGAAGGAACCGGAGAUGAUAUUUAAGACCGGUAUUGAAAACGGGUUGAAUACGAACCUUAUAUCGGUUAGAAUUCAUGAGUAUGUACCGUUUUUUCAAGUAACGCAAUUCAUGGGAAUACAAGCCAUUCUAGAGAACGUGGCAUCUGCUAGUAAGAUCCAUAUAAUUGAUCUUGAACUUCGGAGUGGAGUUCAAUGGACCGGCCUAAUGCAAGCUCUGGCGGAACGUGAAAUUCGCCACGUCGAGAUUCUCAAGAUAACGGCCGUGGGAUUUGUCGGCAACGAGAAGAUAGCGGAGACCGGAAAGAGGUUGGAAAGUGUUGCUGCAUCGUUUAAGUUACCCUUUUCGUUCAUUGCGGUUUACGUCGAAGACAUGGAAGACAUCAAGGAAGAGUUAUUGAAAAUCGGAAACGACGAAUCGUUGGCUGUUUUCUGUCCGUUGGUGCUUAGAACAAUGAUUUCAAUUCCUACAUGCUUGGAAAAUCUGAUGCGGGUGAUGAAAAAUUUGAACCCUACUGUAGUAAUUGUCAUCGAAAUCGAAGCAAACCACAACUCUCCGUCGUUCGUGAACCGAUUCAUCGAAGCGUUAUUCUUUUACAGCACAUUUUUUGACUGCCUUGACACUUGCUUGGAACAUGAAGGUGAAUUGAGAGCCGAGGUCGAGUCCGUGCUUUGCAAUGGGAUUCGGAACAUUGUGGCGACGGAAGGCAAAGAGAGGGUCGUUAGAAGUGUGAAGUUGGAAGUGUGGUCGGCAUUCUUCGCGAGGUUUAGAAUGACCGAAUUGGGGUUUAGCGAGUCUUCCUUAUACCAAGGUAGUUUGGUGAUCAAACAGUUUCCGAGUGCCGCUAGUUAUUGCACGCUUGACAAGUGCGGAAAGAGUGUGAUUGUUGGAUGGAAGGGAACUCCGGUUCAAUCGGUUUCGGCCUGGAAGUUUUCGAGAGAUAGAGGGAGGGUAUUCGGAAACUAUAGAUUCUGAAAUCCGAAAUUGUUAGUAGUUUAUUACAUUGUAGGUUCAUUGAGUUCAAAUGUUAAACAAUAAACUCUUAGUUUUCCAUGUUUUCUUGCAUGUUUAUGUCUAUUGGUUGGUGCAAUCAGCAGGUUACCUAUAAUGGCAAUUUCAUGUUU